CCUGCAUUGCAAGUGUUUUCAAGGUUGCAUUUAAUCACGUACAGGAUAGAUAGGACAUGCAAUGAAUGCAAGGUUUAAAAAAACAGCAGGUGCUUUUUGGAAUGUUGUCCCACCCAAGAAGAUAUUCACAUAUUGUUCUACAUUCUCAAGCCAACAGGAUCCAUGGUAAUAUUGCAGCCACCAGUGCGAGCAUUGUAAACGUGGACAGCAGCACCAGCAGACACCGAGCAGUGGUGCACACUCUGUACCUACGCCUGCGAUGUGGAUGCACCACAGUCAUCACCAUGCUGAAGGCGUCCUCCUCAGUCAUGGGUCUCCCUUGGGCGCUUAUGAUGAAGAUCUGGGAGGCGCUGUGACACGGCCUGAUAAGUCUCUGCCGACGGAAGCGUUCUGAAACCCCAUGAAAACAGUUCCUAAUCCACCUGACUCCUGUGGGUGACGCUGGUGUCUCCUGAAACUGGACCAGUGGUGGCUGCAGCGUCAUCAUGGGGACUUCCAGGGUCUGUCCUCCUCCUCCAUCCUCAGGGUCCCCUUUCCUCUCCGUCAAGGUUUUGCACGUUCAUGAGAAUCAAGUGGUGUCCCAAUUCUCCUUAAAUCAAGGUGUAAGGGGUAAGUGCUAAGUGAUGUACAGCCCUAGAAACCAAGUGCGGUCGAGGACCAGACUUGAAAGGUAGGGGUAGGCGGAGCCUACUCAGAUACAACAAUACACAAUGCAAAAACUACAUUUCAGGAAAGUAAAAAAAAAAAUUCAUUUUAAGCAACCAUUCCUUAUUUUUUUCCCAAAAAGAAAAAAAUAUCUCUUGAAAUUUUCACCUGAGAAAAAUAAUCUUAUAUUAAGAAAAUAUAGCUAACCAAUUCUUAUGAAGAUAUUUUGUGCCAAAAAUUUGUUCUUUUUUCUAAUAACAAGCUAAAAACCUUAUUUGGAUUAUUCUUCAACAACAGAUGAAGAAUAUUUUUCUUAAAUUGAGAAUAAAACUGGUUUCUAAACUUUCUAAAUUUAAGAAUGGACUCACACAUAGAAAAUAUACUGUAGGUAGCUAACAUUUAUUUUCAGGGAAAAUAAUCAUGAAAACAACAAUAACAAUAAACAAUGUAAUGUACUAGAUGCUACUAGAAGGAUGACAGUGCUGACAAUAAAUUUCAUAUUUAGGCUAUAAAUCAUUGGAAAAAUGUCUCAACUCUUCCCUGUUUUAAAUAAAGACUCGAUACUAAACUAUUUUGUGAUGCGAGCACCUUCAUCACAAGAAUGGAGAGGCAACAGUGUGCAGGGAUACGGCGGGAGACAAAACGGCGAGCUAUCAGUGAGAUGUGAUUUUUUUUCCGAGGCAUUUUUGCGGUGCAAAUGUAUUGUAUUACUCUUUUGAACACAUAUUGUUUUGAGAAGCCAAACUCCUUACUCCUAACCCGAGCGACUACCUGGAACUAUGUUCUUCAUCACCGAAAUCUGACCAGAAGUGGUCUUAGGGCACCAAGUGGGGAGUAAGUCGCUUUUGGUGUACUACACCACUGAUGGGGAUGUCAUACAACGACAUGUAAAAAAAAUCCCAACUAUCUCUUUAAGCACAUGGAAUUGCAUGUGUGAAGUGCUAUAAAUAAAUCUGUCUUAGGCUGCUAAUUUGCUUGUAGUCUGUACAAAGUGUCGUGAUUAAGUGACAAUGUCAGCCAUUGGGGAUGCUAUUCAAUAUGUGUGCCAUGUUGGCUUUAUAAACUGGAUAGAUAACCAUCAUCAAAAUCAUCAUAUACACAAAGAAAGGAGAAUUCCACAUCUUCUUGUAGCCUAUGUGACAUCUAUAAGCGACAUAAAAUAAAGCAUGGAAUCCUUAAUAACUGCUACCAACAAAACUAAUCGAGACUCUUUUAUGUUUUUAGUCUCUUGUUCUUUGUUUGUGAAUCAUCCAUUUUGCAUAAUUGGCCUUGGUUUACAUGUUUUUUCAAGGCUUUAAAAAUACAUAUAUUUAAAGUAAAUUCUUUGUGUUUAGUUUUUUUCAUUAAAAAAAAUGUUGGCGCGCGCCGCACUUUGGACAUCCCUGGUUUAUAUAUUUCACAGGGAGGUGGGAGUGUUAACAAAUGAGUGUGUCCAUACUGUGUUUUCGUGGCAAUAAUGGACCCCCGCUACAUGCACAGGCUGGCUGCAGGCUUCCACAGCGCUGCACGCACACUGUGGAUGGUGGAGCUGCGCUGCGGCGGCACUCUUGUGACCGCUUGUUGAUAACAGAGUAAAUGCAUGACUAAAGAAGCACUUCCUUGUUGUCUCUUUUAAUGCGUGCCGCGCUGGAAUUCGGAGCAGAGUUACGAUGCAUUUUUUUUUUAAGUGUUUUUAGGGCAUGAGGGUGGCAACACUACAGUAUAGUAAGUCACAUCGAGCAACUGGCAUUUCUUUGUCUAGUUUGAAUUGACCACCUAAAAUGCUGAUCUGUCGGUCGCCUGAUGCCAGGUAUGUGACGCAGCACGAGCGCUCCUCAUUGGCUGGAAGUCGUAAGAGGGAAAAUCACUGCCUGUUUUUGUCGGGAAAAAAAGAACGUCUCGACUACUUCUUCUUUGGACUGCGAAAAGGGAUUACACAAAGCGAUGAAAGAGGGUGGAAAAAGUUCAAAAGGCUGUGAGUGCGACUACUUCCACAUCAGGACCAGCUAGAAGAACCACAUCUACAACUGGCACAGGAGACUGAAGAAGAUGGAGGAUGAUGUGACCAUCCCUAAGCUGAGGCACCGUAGAUGCCGAAAGAGGUUGGCAUCAGACUUGGUGAUGCUCAGCAGAUUUCUAUGUCACCACCUCCUUUAUAGGAGUCAACACCAUGCACCCUGAUACAUCUUUUCAAACAGCAGUUUGCCAAGCAGCCAGUCACCCGGCAUUGGAGAGGUCUUAUAUACUAAUGUAUACACUGGACCCACUGGUCUACACUGGUCUCUGGACCCACUUCAAGGUCAGCUGGGAAAGGGCAGUGGAACAUCUGAAUCAGCAGAAGCGCAACCAACAAAUAACGUAGAACAUAACUAAAACCAGACACUGCAACCAUGGGGCAACCAACAGGUGGUCCUAACAUGGAUACAGAGAUGAUUCCCAAAUUUUCCUCAAAAGAUGAAGAAGUGGAUUACUGGAAGUCCCAAGCCCUUAAAUAUAAGAAAAGCUGCCAUGACGCCCAGGAGGAGCUUCAGGAGUUCCAGGAGGGGAGUCGAGAGCUAGAGGCCGAGUUGGAGGCACAACUUGGCCAGGCUGAACAUCGGUUGCGAGACCUGCAGACUGAGAAUGAGAGGCUGAAGAAUGAGGUGGACAACCUCAAGGAAAAACUGGAGCAGCAGUAUGCUCAGAGCUACAAGCAGAUUUCUGUGUUGGAGGAUGACCUGGGCCAGACACGAAGCCUCAAGGAGCAGCUCCACAAAUACGUACGUGAGCUUGAGCAAGCCAACGAUGACCUGGAGAGAGCCAAAAGGGCAACAAUUGUGUCACUUGAGGACUUUGAGAGCCGUUUAAACCAAGCCAUCGAGAGAAACGCCUUCUUAGAGAGCGAGCUGGACGAGAAGGAGUCCCUGUUGGUGUCUGUGCAGCGACUCAAAGAUGAAGCGCGGGACCUUAGACAGGAGCUGGCGGUACGAGAGAGGACCACAGACAGGAUGUCGGCGCCCAGCUCGCCCACCUUAGACAUCGACAAGACAGACUCGGCCGUGCAGGCGUCACUGUCAUUGCCAGCUACGCCGGUGGGAAAGAGUGUGGAACAUCCCUUUGGGCCAAAAGGUCAGCUUCAGAUCCAUUUAGUUAUGCAAAAAGUGCAUUUUUAUGUGAACGUGUGCUGCUGUGUUUUCUCAGCAUUGACCAACGGCUGCGGCAACUCAUCCCUCACACCUUCAGGCAGAAUCUCAGCUCUUAACAUUGUUGGUGAUCUGCUCAGAAAAGUUGGGGCUUUGGAAUCCAAACUGGCCGCCUGCAGGAGCUUUGCUAAGGACCAGGCGACAAGACAAAACCUCGCUAUGGGCAACCCUGCCCUCAUCAAGCACAGCACCUACUUUGACAAAAACAGCGCUCUUAAUGGAUUGGACCCCAGCGCUUUGACCUCCAUGACAGCUUCCAGAACUGUGUCUCCACCGGGCCUGCUGAGUGUGUGAGGUGAUGAUGGGACAUAAGAGGACACAUGUCACUGAGUGUGUGCGAGCGAGGGGGUGUUUGCACAAGAGAUGCUCAACAAGACGCUUGAUUCACACUUUUGUGCACUCUUUUCCUCGCACGUAACGGCAUGUGCAGAACGCCGCUCUUUUUACUGCACCUUGUAUGAAUGUUGUUGCCAACGUGUUGCCCCUCGGGGCAGCACACAAUCCUCCCCAACCCCACCACGACAAAAGGUCCCGUAUGACCUCACUACUUCACUUUAUUUGCACAGUUCGGCAAGUUAUUCCCGUUUCGAAUGUAUGAUUUGUUUUUUGUUUGUUUUUUUAAAGGGAUGUGUUCAUAUGUACUAACUAAUCACACCAGUUGCUUUACAGUGCAGUAUUCUGUCGCAUGUGUGCUCACGGAGCAUGCAGAAUGUGUGCCAGGGGCACGGGGCCUGACUGUACGUCCACACUUGACUGAAGUGAAUGUUGAUCGUUCAAAGCCUCAUAGCAAAAGUGCAGUCCUGUCACCCCACCAAGGGUCAAGCUGCCCUUAACUGUGCAUGAAGUGCGUCAUUUUUUUUAAUGCCUUUAAAUAUAGUGACAGUCAUAUUUACCUCAUUUUUAAAGUUGCAGCUGGCUCUUUAAACCGUGCAAGACAACAUAUUUCCUAAUAUACAUUUCCGUCAAGCAGCUAUAGAACACAUUGAACCAAAUGUUCAACAGGUUUCAGCAACCUUUUUAUUGCCCAAAACUGUUGCUUUGGUCCCAAUUUCCCAUCUUUACCAUGACAUUGUUUUUAAUGCUACAAAGUGUUCUUUAGCACAAAGCCUGUUCCUGAAGUGUGUUCCUAGGCUCAGCGUGUACUGUACAAUGCUUGCAAGGAUGGUCGUUUAACCACCUUUUGGACAUUAAGGUUUUUUUUAUUUAUUCCAGAGUAUGUAUGGCAUGUGUUUAAACAGUGUUGCACAGUGGUUAAAGCCAUUGUGGAAUGAUCUUGACGUUUUAAAUAAACAUUGAGAUGAUGAA
Messenger RNA from Dunckerocampus dactyliophorus (ringed pipefish), 5111 nucleotides. It is a transcript of the gene ndel1b, whose product is annotated as nudE neurodevelopment protein 1-like 1b. The coding region runs from base 3015 to 4100 and encodes 361 amino acids. The transcript has 13 exons. Gene Ontology annotation, cellular component: kinesin complex; centrosome; kinetochore. Lineage: Eukaryota; Metazoa; Chordata; Actinopteri; Syngnathiformes; Syngnathidae. Gene Ontology annotation, biological process: vesicle transport along microtubule; cell migration; regulation of neuron projection development. The record is from RefSeq and is a predicted model, not a curated record. Gene Ontology annotation, molecular function: microtubule binding.